Messenger RNA from Fraxinus pennsylvanica, 816 nucleotides. Lineage: Eukaryota; Viridiplantae; Streptophyta; Magnoliopsida; Lamiales; Oleaceae. The record is from the annotation of a GenBank genome assembly.
AUGGCGGCGAAAUUUGCGUUCUUUCCGCCGAAUCCGCCGUCGUACGGGGUGGUGGCGGAGGAGGGGACUGGCAAACUGAGGAUGACUGAGGUGACGGAGAAGGAUAACGUGGAUGUUUUGAAAGUGAAGACCAAGAGGGGGAACGAGAUCGUUGCGAUGUAUGUGAAGAAUCCAGUGGCGAAGCUGUCGAUUCUAUACUCCCACGGCAACGCCGCCGAUCUGGGUCAGAUGUAUGAUCUUUUCAGUGAGCUCAGCAUUCACCUACGAGUCAACAUGAUGGGGUAUGACUACUCAGGGUAUGGACAGUCCACCGGCAAGCCAAGUGAGCAGAACACUUACGCGGAUAUAGAAGCUGUGUAUAAAUGUCUUCAAGAUACUUACGGGGUGAAAGAAGAAGAUAUAAUCUUAUACGGGCAAUCUGUUGGGAGCGGCCCCACUUUGGAUUUGGCAUCCUGUUUUCCUAGAUUAAGGGCAGUUGUUCUUCACAGUCCAAUCAUGUCUGGUCUUCGAGUAAUGUAUCCAGUUAAGCGGACGUACUGGUUUGACAUUUAUAAGAAUAUUGAAAAAAUUCCAUUGGUUCAAUGUCCUGUCUUAGUUAUUCAUGGUACUGCAGAUGACGUUGUAGAUUGCUCCCACGGGAAGCAGCUCUGGGAGCUUUGCAAAGAGAAGUACGAGCCCUUAUGGGUUAAAGCCAGAGAAAGCCAGGAACAGUAUAGAUCGCUUUGGAGAUAUGAUGAGAUCGGCUGUUUUAUGCAAAAUCGACUGUUUCAAGCCUGUGGGUGCAAAGGUCUGAGGAUGGAUCAGAGGCAUUUUUAA